Messenger RNA from Cordyceps fumosorosea ARSEF 2679, 1428 nucleotides. RefSeq lists its product as hypothetical. Lineage: Eukaryota; Fungi; Ascomycota; Sordariomycetes; Hypocreales; Cordycipitaceae. The coding region runs from base 1 to 1428 and encodes 475 amino acids. The record is from RefSeq and is a predicted model, not a curated record. The transcript is spliced from 3 exons. Gene Ontology annotation, cellular component: endoplasmic reticulum. Gene Ontology annotation, molecular function: mannosyltransferase activity.
AUGAUCAUCCCCUUCAUCUUGUCCGUCAUCGCGGGCGGCCUCUUCGUGUUCCUCGUCAACUACGGCUACCGCUUCCUCCUCUACGUCGGCCGCGGCUUGCGCAGCGCCUGGCCCGCAAAGUACCGGCCCGCCCCGGACCCCAAGGACAACCACGUCCAGAUCAUCGUCCUCGGCGACAUUGGACGCAGCCCACGCAUGCAGUACCAUGCCAUCAGUGUUGCCAAGCACGGGAAGAAGGUCGACAUUAUCGCCUUCAAAGAAACGGCCCGCCAUCCUGAGCUCAUCGGCAACCCCAAUGCUACGCUCUAUCCUCUUGAUCCUCUGCCCGAAUGGCUCGCUUGGGGUAACUUGAGCUUCAUUAUCCAGCUUCCUGGCAAGGUCAUCCAUCAAUUCUGGACUCUCUUCUCCACAAUGAUGUACACGGCACCCGCUGCUGAAUGGAUCAUCAUCCAGAACCCUCCUUCGAUCCCGACCUUCCACGUGGCGCUAUUCGUCGCCUGGUUGCGCGGAAGCAAAGUUAUCAUCGACUGGCACAACUACGGCCACACCAUCCUCGCCCAGAAAGGCAAGCUCUACUCACCCCUCGUCCCUCUCUACCGCUGGUAUGAGUUCUUCUUUGGCCGCCGUCUCUGCAACGUCAACCUCGCCGUCACCGACGCCAUGGCCAGGCAGCUGGAUGCCGCGGGCAAGUUCGGACUCGGCAAGCCCGUCCGCACGCUGCACGACCGCCCGGCCGCCAUCUUCCAGCCCAUCACCUCGCGCAAGGAGCGCGAGGAGGUCCUCCUGCGCAUCCCCGAGACCCAGGACCAGGCCCAGGAUAUCCUCGACGGGAACGUCCGUCUGAUCGUCAGUAGCACCUCGUGGACGGCCGACGAGGACUUUGGCAUCCUCCUCAGCGCCCUCGUCGCCUACGCCGGGCCCCGCGAGGUGGACGAUGAGAGCGAGCCCGCCUCGCCCAUCCUGGCCAUCAUCACGGGCAAGGGCCCCCAAAGAAAAAUAUACCUCGACAAGAUCAAGGAGCUUACAGACGGCGGGCAGCUCCCCGGAAUCAAGGUCGUCUCUGCAUGGCUGUCCAACCGUGACUACGCGCAGCUUCUGGCUGCGGCAGAUCUCGGCAUCUCCCUGCACAAGUCCUCGUCCGGCGUCGACUUGCCCAUGAAGGUCGUCGACAUGUUUGGCGCCGGCCUACCCGUGGCGGCCUACUCCAAGUUUGAGAGCUUUGGUGAGCUCGUCAAGGAGGGCGUCAACGGCUGCGGCUUCGAGACUGCGCCAGAGCUCGUCGUGCUCUUCAACCGCCUGCUAGCCAGUGAUGGUGCCAAGGAACUUGCCAACCUAAAAAAGGGAGCCAUCAGGGAGGGCGCCCUACGCUGGGACGAAGAAUGGGACCGCGUUGUUGCUCCCGUUGUUGGUCUCGGUAAGGAGGAGUAG